Polypterus senegalus (gray bichir) is the source of this 2896-nucleotide messenger RNA. RefSeq lists its product as uncharacterized. Bases 422 to 2896 code for a protein of 824 amino acids. The record is from RefSeq and is a predicted model, not a curated record. NCBI's taxonomy places the organism in Eukaryota, Metazoa, Chordata, Cladistia, Polypteriformes, Polypteridae. The transcript has 6 exons.
AGGGGGGCGGCUGUGUGACUGAGCUCGUUUGACCGAGCACCGGAUAAAUCAUUAGAGGCUCAGCCGCGGUGUUUUCGUGAUGAAUCCAGCUGGGAACACUGAAUUCAGUCCUAGCUCUCACUAAAGAGGGCUGCAGAAGAGCGAAUCAUACAAAACAUCCAGUGCGCGCAGAGCAAACAAGAAUAGAACAGAGAAUCAAACGGAUAAUCGGAAUAAAAAUAGGAAGAAGAACGAAGCAUUGCCUGAUAUGUAGUAUGCAGUGAGCCCUCGGACACCGUCACUCAUGUGAAAUGGUUUGAGUCCUGAUGAACUGAACUGUCGGGAUGUUGGAUGAUGGUGGCUUUAAAGGCCAAAACUGGAAGUGACGUCGCCCGUGACCCGGAGCUGGAAGUAACAUCAUCUGUGCCCAGAACUGGAAGUGAUGCCAUUAAUGGUGUGUUUGAGCCGAGUCUUUGGAACAGAUCAGAAUUCUAGAAAUGAAGUAAAGCAAGCAGCCAGUGCCAGCCUGCUAAAAGAACAAGAACAAAAAUAUUUCCCUGACACAGUUGCCAUGGAAACCAACCAAGCAUUCAGUGGGACAACAGAGCUGGAUGAACACCCGGAUCCUGUAGAUGCUGGAAGCCCAGAAGGUAAUUGCAUACUGGAGGAAAGCCAACAAGAUCAUUACCACACUGAGCUGCGCAAAGGAGAAAAGAAAAACUCAGAUAUUAACAAAGAUGCCCUCAACAAAGCUUCUCACACUGUGGUGUACACACCCGAAGGCCAUGAGAGUACAACUAAAGAAUUGACAGAAGUGACCCUGGAAGAAGCAGCUUUUUAUGCAGAGUUGGAUUUAGAUGAGGUUCAGGAAAAUGACUCUGUGUCCUCUUCAGAGUCAGCUAGCAUCUCCAGUGCUGAAAGCAUUUAUGAAACUCAUCCUGCAUCAGCAGCUCCACCAUUAAUUGUUCAGGUUACUGAAACCUGCCAACCUGUGGAAGACAGUGAUUGUGUAAUAACUGCUAUCCACAUUGUGACUGAAGAAUCCAAAAUGAGAUGUGACACUGAAAAGCAGCAACCAUCAAAUACAUCCAGGAGGGAUGCGUCAAAGACUAAUUUGUGUGAAGUUGUGCAAAGUGAAAGAUUAGCUUUUCAAGUGGGAGUAACACCAAACAGUACAUUUCUAUUGAAAAAUGAAAAUGUGUUUGACUCUCACAAGAACAUAAUUAAAGCUCAUCAACAUAAAGAAGGCAUCAGUGAAAGUGAUACCAAAAAUGACCAGAGAGAUAUAGGUGAAGCACAUCCCAACCCCCAUGGUCCAUUGAAUGAUAAAAAUGAAAAUGCCCUCCAUGUUCUACAAGUGCAUACGUCCCAUCAAGAUUCUCUGGUAGGGGAACAAAUCAAUGCAACAGACAAAUUUUCUGCAGUGUUGGACGAUCACCACCCUACACCAUCAAAAACGAUGCGGAACCCUUGCAAGAAGAUCCCCAAAGAUUACUGUGUUAUUGAAGAGUCCACAAAUGCAAAUGUUGACACUAAACAUGUUGACUUUCAAUUUGCACGAAAACAGUGGCUCUUGAUGGAGCAGCUCACAAAAACCCAGAGCAGCAAUCGUGCCGGUAUUGCACCCCAGAAAGGUCCAAACCUAAAAGCCUUUGCAGCAAAACACCAGCCUUGCAAAUCACAAGUGGAGGAACUUAGAAGGGACUGCAAAACUGCGGCUAUAGAGACAUCCAUUGAGCAUGUAAGCUUAAAUGACCAGCACCAUAUCCACUUCAGUCCUUAUUCAACAGAUUGUUUGUGCUUCAGAUCUCAAAAUAAAGAAUCCGACUCACCCCCAGCUGACCUUACAAAUCUACAGCUAAACUGUGUUCAUAGCACUGGAAGAUUAUAUAGCAGUUUGACCUUCAGCAGAGGGGCAGUGUCGCCAACAUCUUGCAGAGAAACUCCCAUUAAUAAAGAAAUGCGUGAAGCCUUAGAGCAAGAAGAGAUCUUGAGACAUGAAAGGACCAUCUUGAAAUCCACACCAAUGAGUGACUAUGCAGAAUUUAAAGCAAAACAUUCAAAUUUUCCUCAGGGAUGUGGCAAUGUAAGAGGAACCCAUAAGCUGGUCUCUCAUCAUCCAGUGAUGCUACCCAAUACGGAAGAGGAGCUUACACUUAAAGCACGAGCUCUGAUCAAGUGUGAACGAGUAAAGGUCCAGGAAACUGGGGAGAUAAAGGAAUCUGCCAGAGGACAAAACCAAAACUGUAAUUUGCAAGAGAUUAGCACAGUGUCAGCAGAAAAGACUGACACCAUUCCAAAAGCUCCUUUCUAUCACGAGAUAUCUGCUGAUAAUGUUAUUAUUUUGGAACAGGAUACCUUUCUGAAAUCCCCAAGGAACAGCAUGAAGGAACUAAUGGUUCCCCAAAAGUGUGAAAAACAAAGGGAGUGGCCCCCAGAGACAGCUAAUGUUAUCAUCUUGGAAACAUCUAAUUUGAUUAUACGCAGCGCAUCUGAGUUUUCUAUCAACUCUUUAUCCCAGGAAAGCUGCAGCAGUACCUUCCAGAGUAAUCCAUUCUUCAAACUCAAAUCCAGAAGUUCGCUAUCUUUAGUUGACCAAGAGAUUAAAAUAGCCAAACAAAGAGAGGAGGAACUGCAGAGGCAACGGGCUAGUCUCUAUGCUCAAGACAGGUCAUCAUACAGCACCAUUUUAGUGUCUCCUAACACACUGGAUAUCGUGUCUCUGGACAAAACAGAAAUUCCAAUACGAUGUAAAUCAUCUCCUUCGUCUCCAAUGAAAUCUUCUUAUAAGACGGCGGAGCAGUCAAAGGUUCUGGAUAUGUCGCAGUGGAGUUCAGCAGCAUCUCGCUGGGAGCCUGGGAUGUUUUCUAACCACAGAAACAAAUGUCUAAAUGCAGAAUGCCAUGGAACAAAAUAG